This is a messenger RNA of Punica granatum (pomegranate), 2153 nucleotides long. The record is from RefSeq and is a predicted model, not a curated record. NCBI's taxonomy places the organism in Eukaryota, Viridiplantae, Streptophyta, Magnoliopsida, Myrtales, Lythraceae.
AAGCUGGGGAUUUAAUUUUGUUCUUUCAAUUCCGUGAUCGAGUCUAAACUAACCGGAAGUAAUCGAAAUUCGCCUCUUCUCCUCAGCUGAAGCUCGCUGGACAUCAAGAUUUCUCCUUCCGAGAGCUGUGCUGGGCUGCCGGAUCCUGUUGGUUUCUUCGAGGUUCCGACGCAGAUCUCACACGCGCAACCGCACCGCACGCGGGGUCGCUCGUUUCGUGUCGGGUCGACUCGGUGUGGCAGGGUAGCCCGACGAGUCCGGGUAACCCAGGUUCUUGGGGUUGUGAGAGUUUGCGCCGCAGUUGCUGGAUGCUGUCAUGGGCUUGUCAUCGGUGGCUAGCAGCAACAGUGAGGGCUUGCGGUUCUGCAUAUUCGAUCUGAGAAGAGGGCAGCAUGAGGGGCAGGAGCUGGACAAGAUUCUGUUCUUCUAUCCGGCCGAUUUGCCCUUUCCCGCUCAGCUCUCUGUUAUAGGCCUCAGUGAAGGCCUCAUUACCUUCACAAGCAUUUUCUCCCCGGAGGCUCCUUGUGAGGUCAUAGAAGCAGAAAGGCACUCCCACGUGUUCUAUCAAGCAGAACCAGAUGUCUGGAUGGUCAUGGUUGUUGAGAAAAGCAAGGAAGCGGAAGCGAUGUGGAGAAUUGAUGCAUUGCGGAAGGUUCUGAAGGAAGUUCACUCACUUUUCGUGGUGUUCCAUGGCUCUAUAAGAACUUUGCUCCUGAAAGAUCCCACUGGAGGGAUAGUUCGGCCCCAUUUGUACACCUUCAUCAUGGAUUAUCUAAGUGCAUUUCAAAAGCGGUCUCCAUUGGAUUAUUGCUGCUGGGAUUUUCUUGCUGGGAAGCAGAAGCUCCACUUACCAUCUUUCCGUGACUCUCUAAAGGAACGUAGAACAGUGGAAAUGCUCACUGUAGGGCGCGAAGCAGCCAUAGAAGUUCAGUCACUUGUCAGGAUGCUAGAAUCCUGUGUUGGGAAUGCGCAAUGCUACUCAGUGCUCUUGUUCCAGGACUUACUUGUUUCUACGACACUCUCUCCUGAUGACACGAUAAAUUUAUUCACCUAUGCUGUCCUGCGGUUGACGCCUCAUGCUCUAUCUCCCGGGCAAAGUUCUUGGUCCUAUCUUCGCAAGGGAAGUUCAGGAUCUAAUAGUGUAACCAGGUCUUCUGUGGGAGCAACUGCAUCUUUCUCUGAACAACUUCAUGAUAACUCUUGGAGUGGAGACCAGAGAUCCACUCUAAGGCCCUUACAACAUGACAAAUGGUCGAAAGGAAAUGACGGUUUCCUCAUAACUGAUAUUUGGCAUGCUGAUACUGGAAGCUUGGUUUCCACAACCCCAAUAAUAUAUCUUCAGCAAACAGAAGAGAGAAUGUAUCUCUGCGCUUAUCAGCAUCGAAGCCUUACCCUGAUACUUGUCAUUCCCGUAUCUUCUAUUAUUAAUGGGGAGCAAGGAAUUUCAGCAGUGAAGCAACUAAUUCUUGAUAAUGCAUCAUUAAAGAUGUUGAAAGUUGAAGAGAAACUUUCUAAGGGCUGGGGAGGCGAGAACGCCUAUCAUGUCAGUGGGUAUCGAUAUUUGCUCAUUGACGGGGACCGCAACAUAUCAAGGGCCUCUCCACCUGCCAAAGUUGCCACUCUAACGAAGGAUUCUCUACUUUCCUUGAACAAACUAAGAGAAGAGGUUGACAUUGAAAAGAGUAGGGCAAAAUGGGACAGCUCUAAUCAUGACAAAGACCUGGAAAUAUGCAUUCGAGCCAAGAACAAUGCUUGGGUCAUUGCCCGAACUACUCGGGGAAAAGAGCUUUACAUGGUUCUUGAAAAUGCCAACGAAACCCUUCUAUAUGCUUCUGAUGCUGUCGAGAAAUUCAGCAACAGGUACUGUAAUGGAGCCUUUUCUUUGGAUUGAAACUACAGGACACUUUUUUCGUGUUUGUGCAGCUACCUUACGAGUUAUAGCAUAGGAUGAUCAAUGUAAUCAGAUUUAACUGUUCAACUUCCGUGUCAUCGUUGCUGCAAUGUGGAUCCCCUCUGAGUUGAACGUACAUUGCCAACCCAUUGUUGUAUAAUGCCUCACAGAAACGAUAUUCUUGUUAGUUGCCCUUUCUGAUAAAUACAGCCUCCGAUAAUUUCUACAUCCUUGUGCAGUUUAAGGGAUCUUAUUUUCCCAA